This is a messenger RNA of Acanthamoeba castellanii str. Neff, 2925 nucleotides long. Its product is annotated as MYND finger domain containing protein. NCBI's taxonomy places the organism in Eukaryota, Discosea, Longamoebia, Acanthamoebidae. The record is from RefSeq and is a predicted model, not a curated record. The transcript is spliced from 15 exons. The coding region runs from base 1 to 2925 and encodes 974 amino acids. Gene Ontology annotation, molecular function: protein binding.
AUGGAGAGCAACACUGGGCAACCACUCCUGUUCUAUCAGUUGCUGGGUUUGAAGGACUGUGAGCACCCGGCAGUGGGCCUGGUCGUCGAGGAACAGCAGUUGCGUGCGGCCCGCGAAACCCUUGCGGUGACCAUGCGCCAGACCGCCAAAGCGAAAGCUGAUCUGCUGGAGAAGUAUAGGGCCAAGCAGCAAGAGGCGGCCGAAGUCGAGGCCAAGCUCCUGCGCAUGCUCCAUGUCAGCGUCGACGCCGAGCCCAGCCUUGAUGGUGCCUUUGACGAUGUCUUUGACGAUGGUGAUGACGCCCACGACGACCAUCAGCAGCACCAGGCGGACAAUGCGAUAGACAGCUCAGCCGGGCGUGUGCUGGUGGACAAGCGGGCGGAGAAGCGGUUGCGAGACAAACUCGCCCGGCACAACAAGAACCUGGCCGAUCUGCGGCGCAAGCUGGUGGAGGAGGACAAGCGCGAGCGGGCGCGCCGCCGCAAGGUGCGCGCCAAGCGCGGCGACGCCCUGGCACAGGAAGAGCUGUACAUGGAGGACUGGGAAACCAUCUUGACUCAUACCGGCGCGGACGACGCCGAGCACUAUCUGGCCAGUGUGCACGAGCGGCGGUUGGAGCACGAGUUUCUGCUGCAGGCCGUGUCCGUCCGCAUGGCGGAGCUGGCCCAUCGCGAGGAGCAAGUGGUGGAAAAGCUCACUCACGCCCUCAAGCUGCAGUACAGGAAGAUCGCCCUGCGCUACCAUCCGGACAGGAGCGACAGCGAGUCGUCAACAGAGAUGUUCCAACUCCUGUCCAAGGCCUACGCCGUGGUCGGCGACACCCAGAAGAGACGAGUUUACAACGACAUGGGGAACCACACGCUCUACCUGUGCGUUCACGAGCAGGACAAGGACGAGCUGAGAAUGGCGGACAUAAGGGACGCUAAGAAAGCGAAGAAGAACGGCCAGCACGACGUGCUUCGGAUCACCAGCGGAGCGCCGGCCAAGAUGCGCUGCCCGACCGUCAAGUUCAUCCGCUCGUGCAUUCAUGUGUCGUGGACCCCACUCGAUAGUAGUGCGGACUACAGAUACUCCGUGGGCAUGGAGACCGACGGGGCCGAGCCAACCACCGUCUAUGAGGGAACUGACAAUCAUUGUGUGGUUGCGAUGGAGCUUGCCGAGGGCGACUACCAGUUUCGCGUGCGCGCCGCCAACUCGCUCGGCGCGGGGGAGUGGAGCGAACCCGCGUUCGCGUCCAUACUCGAGGGCGGCGGGAUGGUGAAUCCCUUCGGCCGCGCCGAGAAGAUGCAGUGGCAGCAGGCCAAGCAGGAGGCCAUCCGCGAGGAUAAGCGCAAGCGGCGCCGGCGGAAGGAGCAGAAGAGGAAGGACCGGCGGCUGCAGGAAGAGCAGCGGUCGGAGGCCGAGAAGCUGCUGCUGCAGGCCAAGCAAACGAGUCAGCAGAUCAUGCAAAUGAUCAACAGGGAGAAGCUGCGCGAUCUUGAGCGGCUGAUCGACCGUCUGCUCAGCGAGGAGCACGACGACAGGGUGCAGCGACUGCAGAUGGUGGUUAACUGGACCAACGCCCGGGGCGAAACGCCGCUCGUCGUCGCCGCUAUGAAGGGUGUCACCGCUGCGGUCAAGCUCCUUCUGGACAAGUUGGGCCGGUACGUCAACCUGGACGACACUGACAAUCAUCAUGGGCACUACGAGGGCCACACGGCGCUGCACUGGGCGGCGGAGCUGGGCCUAUCGGAUGCCGUAUCGUGGUUGCUGCGCCAACCGGAUGUGGAUGUCGACAUCGAAGCCUACGACAACGCCCACACGCCGCUGCACGCCGCCGCGUCGCACGGCCACCUCCUCAUCGUCCAGAUGCUCUACCAAAAGGCCGACAAGUCGAAGAAUGUCAGCUAUGGCGGUCAAGCUGAUGACGGUGCGGUUCUCUCGCCCGCAUUCCUCGCCUUGAUGAACGAACACUACGACGUCGCCAUGUGGCUGGUCCGGGCCGAAGAAAAGCGGCUCGGCAAGGAGUCAGAUUCGCAGGCGGUGCGCCAGCUCAAGGAGUCGCUCCUGCACCUGGCCGCCAUGCUGGACAGUGUCGAUGUGCUGCGCCUGCUCAUCGAAGGCGCCCACGGCGCGGACGUCGACACACGCGACAGCGAGGGCAACACGGCGCUGCACUUGGCCUACCAGGUGGGCAACGACGACGCGGUGGCCUACCUGCGGGACCGGGCCGGGUGUGACGCAGAGGCGGUCAACCACCGUGGCCUAACCCCCGCCCAGCUGACGCCCGGGCACGGCCACGACGAAAGCGAAGAUGACGAGCAGAGCGAAAGCGAAGAUAACGAAGCCGGAGAGGAAAGCGAAGACGAAUGCGAAAGCGAAAGCACAGACUUGGAGCAAGGCCUCCCCGAAGAAGCUCAGGAGAACGCAGAGCAGGCGGUUCAGGAGGAAUGCUACCUGGAGAACCUUCCGCAGGAGAUCAUUCUUCGGGUUUUGGGUUUCGCGUACGGGCGGGACGCCUGUGCGAUGCGGCAGACCUCGAGUUUCUUCCAGACGCUGGCGGAGGACAAUGUCCUGUGGCGCACCAUCUUCCUGCGCACGUUCCCCUUCUGCUUCGAGGCGGCCCGCAGCCAAACCAACUGGCGCUCGGCUUUCGCCAAUCAAAUCGCGAUGAAGAGGAGGUGCGCCAUCUGCAGUCGGGUGGACCAACUGCGCGUGUGCUCGGGGUGCCGCCUGGUCCACUACUGCGGCCCUGAACACCAGAACUUGCAUUGGCGGGUGAGCCAUCGUGGGUCGUGCGAGGGUCCUUUCCGCCUUCUCUCCGGCGUCAAGCGCCUCGUCGCCGAAGAACGAUCCAAGGAACGCGUGCAAAAGGCGCUCAGCAUCUUUGGGCUGGUUGAGCUCUCCCUCAAGAACGACGCCCCCACCGCCAACCAGGAGGAAUGA